This is a messenger RNA of Aspergillus welwitschiae, 2003 nucleotides long. RefSeq lists its product as uncharacterized. The transcript is spliced from 2 exons. Bases 339 to 1817 code for a protein of 492 amino acids. The record is from RefSeq and is a predicted model, not a curated record. Lineage: Eukaryota; Fungi; Ascomycota; Eurotiomycetes; Eurotiales; Aspergillaceae.
CUCACACCUCCUCCUUUCGCCAUCAUCGCCAUCAUCGUUAUCAUCGUUACCAUCAUCCUGUAAAGACAGUAUUAGCUCCUUGCCGUCCUCGCCGCCAGUCCUGCCAUUCCUGUGUCUUCAUAGGACUCUCCGAUCGCACUUGUUGAGUUCGGAUUGGGCACGUACUCGUGACCAGGCCGCAAGAGCUCUUACCACUUUACUCUCAUCGACCUUUUUAUCAUUAUUCACUCACGUUUGAUGCGAGUCAGGGCUGCUCAACGUCGCUCCAAAGCCCGGGUGGGAGGGCAACUCGAUUCUCCAUCGAGGGUUCUCCGUCUAGCUAAUGUUGCAACAACAUCAUGACCACGACUUCGCAAAACCCGCCCGGUGUCUUGAAGAAGGCAGUUCUUGUUCAUGCGCCCGAUCUCAAUGUUUCUUGCCGCGCCCGCCUUCGUAUUGCCCAUGAUCAAAUUGCUAACCAAGGAUGCAUCUCCCUUUCGAUAACUGCAGAUCUCGCUAACCUGAGUGGCAGAUCACAGGUACUGACUUUGAAUAUCCCCCCGGAAAGGGUCCAACAAUGUGCUUUAGCUCGGCAAAGCAACAAUGAACUCUGUUCAUCUCAUUUAAUUCCUCUGCUCCCAGCGCCUGUCACCAAUGUUUCGGCGGUCUCUACACUGACUUUGAGCCUCUGUGCGACCGGCAUUGUUCUUUGUCCAUCUGAGAUGAACUCUUUAAGCCCAGCCACACCAGGAGACAUUGAUUUCCAUUCAUUUGCAAAGAUCUGUCAAUCCCAAUUCUUCUAUAUAUACUUCUCCAGACGACAAUUCGUGAAUAAAGAACUUGAUAAGCUGGAAAUAUUUUCCCGUGCGCUACGGAAAAGGUGUCUUCAGACAGUGUCUUUUGACCACACUCGCCAUGGCAUGGUCCAGAAAGAUUGGCGUGUCUUCAAUCUGUCGCCCGAUCCACCCCCAUAUUGUCCGGAUCUCCUAUCUGAGCGGUUGGAGCAGGUGGAUCCACCACUAUACUGUGAGGAGUCCGUGUCAGAGCAAGUAGUUAGAAAACGGCAGAGAGACCCUUGGUCAGUGUCAUCUCAUGAUGAAAGCCGAAAAAGAGUGCUCCUUCAAACCCCUCCACCGAUAGGCUCUCCCACCGAAGUAAAUACGCCAAGUACUACUCGCUCACCGUCGCCGUCCUCAAUCUGCCCAACUUACUUUACCCAUGGUUCCUCUGCUGGCGACCCAGUGCGGAAGAAACUUGCGCGUCUUGAACAUGAGCUCCGUGGUAUUUCCGAUGACCUGAUUUGCGAACUACUAAUCCGAUCCGGACGAGGACAUCUGCUGGCCACAUCAAAAAACGUAGACCGUGACCUGCCAUGCAAGGUUGAGAAGGUCAAUUCUAUCGAGGUCGAGAUGAUUGAGCAACGCCUCAAACGAUAUGUCGAUGAAAUGAUUGAGCGCCGUCUUAAAUCAGGCGUCCUGGACGAAGUUGUCGAUAGUGCUGUCAGCGAAUGUCGUGAUCAGAUCUAUGAUGAAUGCAAAACGAACCAAGCCGAAUUUCGUGAACAGGUCGAUGAUGGUAACUCCGAGGUACGCAACACGACCAUUGAAUGUAUGAAGGAGAUGAACGAACAGGCACAAAGGCACAUGCAUGAAAUUGAAGAGCAAGCGCAACAGUGCAUGAGGGAUAUCGAGGAUCAGGGUAUCGAGGUUGAGAUGUCUGCGAAGAAGAACAUGGCAAAGCUCGGGCGAUGGUUCACUACCCCUGCUCAGUCCUUACCCGAGACCACGGUAAACCCUAGCCAUGAGAUAGAUACUACUGCCAGGCGCAGUUCCAUAUAGACUCACUCCUAGUUUGAUAUCUCUUGAUCGUGAUCGUGCAAUCCCUUCUCAAAUGGUUCACGAGCAAAAUGGGUAGAGUCUUAAGGCUAUCCCAGACAUAGAGCCAGGGAUGGCGAGAAAUAUGAUGUUUAUUUUUUAAUAUCUCGAUAGAGGAAUAGAUACAUCGAUUAACACAUUGACUCAUUG